Messenger RNA from Drosophila ficusphila, 1750 nucleotides. RefSeq names its product probable nuclear hormone receptor HR38. The record is from RefSeq and is a predicted model, not a curated record. NCBI's taxonomy places the organism in Eukaryota, Metazoa, Arthropoda, Insecta, Diptera, Drosophilidae. The transcript has a single exon. Bases 1 to 987 code for a protein of 328 amino acids.
AUGUCCAGCGGCCCUGGAGGAGGAGGAGGCGGGAACGGGCAGCAGCAGCAGCAGCAACCUAACAGCAGCAACUCGAGCAACAGCAGCAGCAACAACAACGGUGGCACGGCAGCAGCAGCAGCAACAUUGAGCAGGAGCAACAGCAGGAGCAACACGCCAGCAAUGUCAACAUCAUCGACGGCAACUGGAACGGGAGCCACAUCCACGCUGCAGCGUCGCAUUCUGCGCGGUCAUGCGGCGCAGACGACCAGUGGCGAGCGUGUCCUGCUCAUCAACUACGUGCCACAAUCGGGAUCGGGAUCGGGGUCAACGGCCACCGCAUCCACGCAGCAGAGCACGUCCGCCCAACUGCCCACCACCCGCAAGAUUCUCCAGGCCAGAGCCACGGCAGCAGCAGCAGCAGCAGCAUCAGCAGGAACAGCAACAUCUGUAGGAGGAGUAGGAUCAGGAGCAACAACCACCACCACUUCGCCACCAUCCACGCCAGCUGUUUCGUUUGCCGGACUCGGCUCCGAGGUGACCGUCACCCUGACGCGCACAAAUCAGCGCGCCAGCGUAACGAGUGUCACAGCCGCCGGUCAUAUUGUUAGGAAUCAGCAAGCAACCACCUAUCACCAGAGCACGAACACAGCCACCACAGCGUCGACCUCGAGCGGCGGCACAUCGGCGCUCCAUGAGCACAUGGGCACUUCGACGUCGCCGCCACCACUGGUCUUCACCCACCAUCCGCAUCAUCACCACAGCCAACAGCAGCAGCAGCAACACGAGUAUCACCAACACGACCAACUGGUGGAUCACCAUCAGUUGGAUCAAGAGCACAUAAUCAUAGAUCACCACCAGCAGACGGAGGACGAUCAGCUGAUCGAAUACGACGAUGGCGGGACGAUCGAGGAGCAACAGCUGCAAUUGCAGGACGACCUUCAUGAUCCCCAGCAGCAACAGCAGCAGCAACAUCAUGAUGUUGUCCAAGAGGUGUAUCUCCAGUAAAGGAGAUCAUUAGUUUAAGCCGUAGCGAAAUAAGUUUUAGCCAUUCUAUAUACAAAGUUGGGACGCCCAAAAUGUGUGCAAAGCGGUAAUCGAAUUUGACAAGCUUUAAUUUGGUGAUUUUUUAAAAAAAUUCAGCUUUAUCUAUAAGUUUUUCCUUCUUAAAUUUUCCAUAUCGUAACCCCCACUUUAGCUACACAUUUUGAGAAACACCAAUUCAGAUCGUGUACAUAUAUACAACAAGGAUUAAUAACUUUAGAAACGAGUGUUUUUAUAGAAAACCUUCUUUCAGCUUGUAUAUAGUUCUCUGACAAGUAGAAAAAUAUUUUCCAUUGAAAGUAUUACUCUUAAAAUUUACAAAUUGAAGUAAAAAUUCAAAAACUAGUUAUUAACAAAGAUUAUUUUUGUACUAUACAAAUACCGCUUCUUCAUAAACGCUAGUUGAGAAAUAACUGCACAUAUUAAAUAACCCUUGACGAUCUAUUAGUUAUUGUCAGUUAAGAAUCAAAAGAAAAAUCGUACGGAAACGUAAUCAAUUGUAAAAAAUAUCGACUUCAAAUUAGAAAAUCAAAUUUCGCACAUAAUACGUAUGUAUGAAUAAAAUCCAGUCUGAUUGUUCGAAAACUGUUGAAGCGGAAGGGCCCUUAGGAUUACGAAAGGAAUAGACCAUCAAAAGUCUGUUCCGUAGCAAAAAAAACAUAUUCAUGUAACCCAGUAUUUGGGGCCAAGGCAAUAAAGCGAGCCGGUUUGUGUACUGAAAGUAAAA